AUGGCUUCAUCAACAAAUCAAUUGUACAAAAAACGUAGCAAUGUGUGGAAUCAUUUCACACUUACAAAUGGGAAUAUGGCAAAAUGCAACUAUUGUAAUGAAAAAAAAAGUUUUUCUGGGGGAUCAACAGGCAAUCUUUUAAGGCACAUAAAGACAAAGCAUGUCAUAGUUCCACUGCAAAGAUCAACACCACAGGUAGCAGAGGAAUCAAACUCUGAGUACCUUGACAAUCCACAACCAUCGACAUCCGCUUCUCAAUCUACAUCUGCAAUAGUUCAUUCUUCUACAACAUUUUCGUCUUCAAUAAUUCAAAACAAAAAUAGUUAUCAAUCAUCUAUAGCAAAUUUCAUUCAUCGACCUCUGCCAUUGUGUAAAUCUGUAUCAAUUGACCAUCAAUUAAUAAAAAUGAUAGUAAAAGAAAAAACAGUUUCUAAUAGUUUAUUGCCCCAAAUGUAUGAGAUGGUUGUCCAAAGAGUAAAAGAUAAAUUAAAAAAUGUAUCUGCAGUAUGUCUUCCAACUGAUGGAUGGACAUCAAGGAAUAAUGAAAAUUUUUUGGCAGUAACUGCUCAUUUCAUAGAUCCAGAUAAUGUCACUGAAUUAUCUUCAGUUUUGUUAGCAUGUACUAGUUUUGAAGAUAGUCAUACAGCUGAUAAUUUAGCUUUGUUUUUGAAAAAUACCGUAGAUGAGUGGGGAUUGAGUCAGCGUAUAACUGUUGUAGUAUCAGACAAUGCUGCAAAUAUUAAAAGUGCAAUUGAAAAAUGCAAUUGGAGACGGUUGUCAUGUUUUGCGCAUGAUAUCAAUUUGAUUGUUCAUUGUGGAUUGGGUAAAAUUGAGCCUGUUGUAACAAAAAUUAAAGACAUUGUAUCUUACUUUAAAAGAAGUUCUCAUGCAUUAGCUAAAUUGCAGGAAUAUCAAAAACAAACCGGAAAUCCAAUUUUAAAGUUGAAACAAGAUUGCCCAACACGGUGGAACUCAACUUUUGAUAUGUUCGAUAGAAUAUUGAGAAUAAAGGAGCCAAUAAUUGCAACAUUAGCCAUUUUAAACAACUCCAUUACUCCAAAUGAAUGGCAAGUUGUAGAUAAAUCAAAAGAGUUGUUGAAAAUUUUUUAUGAUGCCACUGUUGAAAUAAGUGCAGAAAAAAAUAUUUCAAUAUCAAAAAAAAUAAUUAUGGUAAGAGCUAUGUUUAAAGUUACACAGACAUUUAUAAAUGACACAAAUUUACCCAGAGAAGUGCUGAAUAUGGCCAAUACUUUAAAAGAAAAGAUGAUGAUUAGGUUUGACAGAAUUGAAGACAAUUUACUUAAUGCUCAAGCUUCAGUUCUGGAUCCUAGAUUCAAAAAACAUGGAUUUAUUAAUGAGGACAAAUAUAAUAGGACUAUAUCCCAACUUCGUAAUAAAUUACAAAGCAGCAUAAGAACAGAGCAGUUAGAUUUACCUCAACAGUCAUCUUCUUCAACACCUCAGUAUUCCAACUCGGCCAUCUGGGGAGAUUUUGACAAGUCUGUGGUUAAUGCUAUCGGUGGAAAUAAUUCUACAGCAGCAGGAAUUAUUGAGCUAGACAAAUAUUUGAAUGAACAAAUUAUCAGUAGACAUGAAAAUCCACUACUCUGGUGGUCAGAGCGACAAAAAGUUUACCCACGACUCUAUGAAAUAGUUAAAACUCGUCUUUGUAUCAUAGCCACAUCCGUUCCAUGUGAAAGGUUAUUUUCAAAGGCAGGACAGUACGAAGAUAUUGUUACUAAUUUGUCAGAGGCCUUGGGAUUAGGACGUGAGACAAUUAGUAAAACUAUCGCUGAAUACAGACGUACUAAUACGGUUACAUCUCCCAACAAAAAGCGUAUUAAGGCGUCUCUCUUCGACAACAUUGAUGAUUUGGAUCGCAAUAGAUUACGGCAAAAAGUUCAUUCAUUUUGGUUGCGUCGUGAACUACCUACAAUCGACAAAAUAUUAUUUGCAGUGAACGAAGAUCCAUCGCUUCCUAAUUUCAAACGUACUACUUUGUACAGCACCAUCAAAAAAUUGGAUUUCGUGUUCGAAAAAAGAAAAAAGGAAGGUCGACAAAUUUAUUAUUUGGACGAGACGUGGUUGAAUGCAGGAGAUUGUGUGGACUGCGUGUGGAAGGACAAUACUGUUCUUUCCAAAUACGACGCGUUCAACAAAGGACUAACGACCGGGUCGACCAACUCAACUGGCAAGGGCAAGCGGCUCAUAAUACUCCAUAUUGGUUCGGACAAAGGUUUUUUUUCCAGGUGGUUUAUUAUGCUCUGA
Messenger RNA from Rhopalosiphum padi (bird cherry-oat aphid), 2268 nucleotides. Its product is annotated as zinc finger BED domain-containing protein 4-like. NCBI's taxonomy places the organism in Eukaryota, Metazoa, Arthropoda, Insecta, Hemiptera, Aphididae. The record is from RefSeq and is a predicted model, not a curated record. Gene Ontology annotation, molecular function: protein dimerization activity; DNA binding. The transcript has 5 exons. The coding region runs from base 1 to 2268 and encodes 755 amino acids.